This is a messenger RNA of Xyrichtys novacula (pearly razorfish), 6072 nucleotides long. The record is from the annotation of a GenBank genome assembly. NCBI's taxonomy places the organism in Eukaryota, Metazoa, Chordata, Actinopteri, Labriformes, Labridae.
AAAACACUUAAAACGCUACAACUACCAGUCUUUGUCACACUCAAAGUACUCCUACCUGCUUUGUGUACCUUUACUUUGAACAGACAGGUGGCAGUUAGCUUCUGUGUUUGCUAACUGAGACGAUAGCGCGCCCGUCCGCGUGAACGCGCUCUUUGUGACCCACACGUACGCCCACAGGUGUGCUCAAAUCGGAGAGACAAAAGGACGCACGACAGGUAGAGGUCGAGUUUUACGUUAAUACCGAAAGUAACAGACGUUUCAGAAAUGUUUUACUCAUUUGUUGUUACAGGAAAGCGGUAAGUAUGACAGAUGUAAUCGUUUAUUAGUUUAAUAGUCGGCUAACAACUUUAGGAAAUGCAGGUCGACUUAAUUCAUUGAGCUUGUUUAUAGUAUCAGCGCAUUAAAGCGGGUCAUAGUAUGCCCUUUGACUGUUGAAUAGUUCGUAUGACUGUCGCAGGUGUUUGAAACGUUCAGAGGAGAGUUUAUUUUGAGCUGCAGGUGUGUAAAGCUCUAUGAUAACGUAGACUGAUGGUGUUUUGUAAAGGCUGUAACAGCACCGGAGGGAUGAUAUGACAGCUGCAGCAGAGAGCACAAUCAACAUGGAGGAUUUCUUCAAACAGGUGAACUCAACAGACUUUGUUUGUCAUGAGUCAAGUCAUAUCUUGUAGCAGGUUAUUUACGAACAUCUGUGUGUGUAGGUGGGAGAGGUUAGGAGCCUCAUUGAGAAGAUCUCCCAUCAAGCAGAGGAGGUGGAGAGGAGACAAGGCGCCAUCCUUUCCAAUCCAAACCAAGACAAGAGUAAGUGUCACACAGAGCCAUGUUUUGAGGUAAGUUUGGCGUGCAAUGUUGGAGUUUCUACCCAGGCUCAAAACCAAAUUUCAAAUGGCAGAGAAGCAGCAAUUUGAUGCCUUCACUGUUGUGCUGCUGAUGCCAAAUAUCUAUCUCCUCCUUCAGGGUACACAACCUGGAGAGGAUAAACAGAGCAACAGGAGCAAAACAAAACAAACGCACCUCCUGCCUUUGGCAAACAAACUGGUGCUUGUUUAUAAAGGGGGUGACAUACUGUAUAUUCGGCAUGAUAUCCUUGCACACAUUCACAAGCCCACAGCAGUCCAAUAACCUGAAGGUUGGCGGUUCGAUUCCCCCGUACCCCUAGACACUUAACCCACCUUGAUCCCAGUUAGUGUGUCCUCCACUGGUGUAUGAAUGUGGGUGAUGUUUGGUGGUGGUCGGAGAGACCUUAGGCGCAUACCGUCAGUCUGCCCCAGGGCAGCUGUGACUACUAAGGUAGUUUACCACCACCAGGGUGUGACUGUGUGAGCGAGUGAAUGAUGUAUCCAAUGUAAAGUGCUUUGACGGUCUCUGAUAAAGCGCUAUAUGAAAGCUGAUGCAUUAUUAUCAUUAUUAUUUUUAUUAUUAUUAUUGUUAUCAUGUCUCUACUCUCUGAUAUUGACAUUUUGCAUUUAUGGCCCUUCGCUGGGCUGCAGGCACUCCCCCCUCUAGAAGUUAUUGCCAAGGUUGACCUUGCAUGAUCAAUUUAAUUUAAUGUUAUUUGGCUGAUUUAGCGAUCUCCUAAGGUUAAAUAAUCUAGAGGAUAUUGAUAAAGCUGUAGCCAUUAUAACAUUAACCUUGUGAUACUAAUGAGACACAUACACUGUAGAUAUCUGUGCUGUACAUCUGCUCUAUAAAGUGAAUUUGUUUUGCUGUUCUCAGAAAGCAAAGAAGAACUGAAGCUGCUGAACAAUGAGACCAAGAAGAACGCCAACCUGGUCCGAGCCAAGUUAAAAUGUGAGUACAGAUUUAUUGUGUCUUGAAUUUCAUAAUGUACUUUUGCACCGUUUACACUGAUUCGUUUUGUGCAAAUAAAACAGUGUUUACUGUGCAUGUGUAUGUUAUCACUGUUUGAAAGAGGAAGACACUGCAGUAGCACUGUACUUCCUCUACUUAGCACAGUUCAUAACCUGGGAUUUGACUUGCAAAUGUAUAGAAAAUGAAGGCCGGUGUGAUCACUAAAGCCUGGUGUGUUUGGACACAGAUGACCCGGAGAACUUUCUUUGACUGACUAGCAGCAUUUUAGCUUUAAUGCAUUAGGUUGUGAGUCAAAUCAAAGGUUUACAUUGAUAAUGGGUUUGUUUCUCUCAUGUGUUUCUCCAGCAAUGCAGAAUGACUUUCCUGUAGAUGAGAACUGUACAGGUGCCUCAGUAAUCCAGCGAAUUCACAAUAACCAGGUCUGGACACAUUUAUUUCUUGUCAAGCUUGAUGUAAACGGACGUUUUUCUGAUACUCUGUUUAUUUCAUAGAGGCCUCACUGUUUUCACACCAGCAAAAAUGACUUAUUUAAUUUUAAAGUCUUCGAUAAUCUGAUUUAAACCUCUGCUGACUUCCUUUCACCAGCACGCUCAUCUGACGCGGUGGUUUGCUGACGUCAUAAGGGGAUACCACAAGGCUCAAAUCUGCUUCAGGGAGAAAUGCAAGGCUAAAAUUCAGAGACAGCUGGAGAUCGGUGAGCUGGGGAAAAUAGAACCAAAACAUCAAAUUUUCACUCCUUGCUCUUUGACUUCAUGUUAUUGACCAUGUUCUUCAAAUAUUAGCAGUCGUCAAUUUUUAAGAAGAGGGAGCCCACAACCUCAAUUUCUUCAUCCUCAAGACAGUUUGUGGUGUGGUGUUUUUUUCUCUUUCUAGUAUUUUUGAAGAAUAUGAUGUGAAAAUACAUCAUCUUAGCUUUUUCCCAAUAGAUGAAACAGUUAUAUAAACAGCAUACGUCACUGUUUAUGUCAGAAGAAACAAAGAAGUACAGUGGCAUAAUUACAACAGUUAAUACAUAUAGUAACAUGUUUUCCCAUUCAGCAGCCCACAGUUCCUGUUUGCUGAGCUGAUAGUGAAAUCCAUCAGUACCACAUUUAUUGUUAUCUUAUGAUUUGGAUAGAUAAAUAUUAUUUCUUAUCUGAGUUUGCACACUGAUUAUUUUUGGAUCAAACUUGCUUAAACCGUCAUCUGAAGACCUAAUUCUUGUGUUUUUAUUUCAGUUGAUAAAGUGACGACAGACGAAGAGUUAGAGGAGAUGCUGCACCGUGACAAUCUUAGCAUCUUCAUUUCUGAUGUAAGAGAAACUUUCGUUGACUAAAGACCAUAAGAAUGUUAAAACAAUAAUUAAGUGAAAGAUGAAUAAUUGAUACCCUCUCCCAUCCCAUCUUCAACCACAUGAGCGAAAUUCUUUGUGGCAUUUAGCAGGUUAAAGCAGAGAGGAAAAUGUUGUUUAACAGGCAGAAACCUUGAGCAGAACCAGACUCAUGUUCGACAGUCAUCUGCUGAGACUGAAGAGAGAGAGGUGCAGAAAGAGAGAGAUGGACAGUGGUGCACAUAGCUAAAGCAGCAGGAAAGCAGACAGGUCCACAGCAGCAAAACAUCAGCUGCAGCAGUUAUCCAGAAGAACCCACGGCAUGAGGGAGUUCAGGGAUUCCUAGAAAAUACUGUAUUUGUGAUUCUAAUGGUACAUGAUAAUUCAAAGUUAAUGACACAGACAAAAAGAGAUUAGAGGGAGGGAAAGAUGCUCAAUGUGCCAGCAGCCCCAGCAGUCUAAACCUAAAGCAGCCUAAACCUGAACCCGUUUGUUUGUUUGUUUGUUUGUUUGUAUGUUUGUUUGUUUGUUUGUUUAUUUGUUUGUUUUCUAAAUGGCAAAAACAAAGAUGUCACUAACUUAACACAUAACUUAUUUAUCUUCCCUUUACCCAGGAAAGUAAAACUGUGCUAUUCAUUUUAUGUUUGGUAUUAUGUAAAGACCUGUAGCCUUCUUAAAUUUGGCCUAGUUAGCUAAUGUUAAAAUAAAGUUAUAUUUUGGGUAGGCUCAGACAACAAGGUGUACCCUCCACAGGUACUUUUUGGCUGUUUGACUUCACUGUUCCUGACAAAGGUUGUGUUUAGUUUGUCCGGGUGGUUAUUGGCAUGAUGAAACAACCCAGAGGGACUUUUAUCAGAGCUGCAUGAAAGGAGCAGGAUUAGCAAUGUUUGCCAUUGUCAUUUGACAUGAACAAGUCUGCCAUUAGAAGAUCUUCAUGUUUUACAAGCUCAGAGAAAACUAUGAUUUUUUUUAAAAGAAGGAAGAAAUUAUGCUCAUAGUCUAGACCAGUCAACACAGCUUUCGUAUCAAAAUGUAGGAAGAACAAAGCAAAAAGAGGAAAAACAGUGAAUGCACAAGUUAGUUCUUAUUUCACUUUCCCAUCAGAAGCAGACGAUGAUAACUCCUAGUUUUUCCCUGAACUGAUUUGAUUUAUUCUGAUGAUGUGUGUGACAGUUAUAGAUGUAAUAGCUGCAGUCCUGAAGGUAUCAAACGGUGAGGAAUAAUGAUGAUCAUAAAAAUGAAUAUAAAAGCAUUAUUCAAAGCCUGCUGUGCCUAUUUCAGCCUCUGUUUGAAGCUAAUCUCAGUAAAACCAAAUAACUUUCAUCAGUAUGUUUCAAGUGUAAAGAGCUACACUGUCAAGGUAUUUGAUGAGUCAGAAGGCUGUGUGUUUCAGCAGAUGAUCGCUUAUCUUAGACAUAACCUGCUCUGGAGCACACAAAGGAUCAACCUAAGUCACCCUAAGUAAAUCCCUUUCACAGUAUUAUAAAAACCCUGAGUUGACCCUGAAGUUCCACAUCAAACUGCAAAUCCUUCUUUGUAGCACAAGCUUAAGGCUUCACCGGAUUUCUCCCUACAGUUUAAGUCUGUCUACAUUCCUUUUUCUUUUUCCAGUGAACAUAAAUGCUGCCAGGCUUGUUUCUUUUAAUCCUAGAUAUACUGUAUAAAAUGAAGCUAUAACAGUUUACACAAGUGAGAAAUGCUUAAGACUAUUCAUCUUUGACCCCAAAGGAAUAAAAAGGAUGCAGAUGAUCUAAACCAAGUUUAUUAUUAUUAUUUAUGUGUUUAUUUAUUUAUUUUUUUGCAGAUGAGUAUCAAAGUUAUCAUUUUUUAGGUUUGUUUGUGUUGUUGAUCAGUCAGAUUACUGACUGUAAAGCUAUAAAGAUGAUAAGUUAACAAUCAAUGGGGGGCACUUUGUUUUUAACAGAUCAACUCAAAUGCUCAAAUUUCAAGCCAGGCUCUGAGUGAGAUUGAAUCUCGUCAUCAGGACAUCCUCUGCUUGGAGUCUGGCAUCAAAGAGCUUCACGAGGUAUUUGUUGACACUGCCAUGCUACUGGAGAUCCAGGUGAGACAUCUCUGCCUUAUACAGAAAUGCUACUAACUACAAGUAAUGAGGUGUUCUGAUGAGCUGCCCCAAAAUCUUAACAGCCAUUGAUUUGUUUUUUCUUGAAUCAGGGCGAGCUGAUCAACAACAUUGAGAAGAAUGUGACGAGUGCAGCGGAGUAUGUAGAUGUGUCCAAAGCAGAAACCUACAAAGCUGUCACGUACAAGAAAAACCCAUACAAGAUAGUAUCACUGCCAAACUUCCUCAAACCCUUCAAGAGGCAAGGAAGUACGAAAACUGCAAAUGAUCAAAACACCUCAGAGGUAAACCAUGACUGAGCUCCUGAACCUGUUUGAACACUGACUGCAUCAGACAUCACCAUCAACAUUCAAGACUGUGCCUGAUGGAAAAGACUUGUCAUCUGAUUUAUGAUUCGGAGGCUGUCUGUCACCUCAGAUGUCUUCUUUUUUUCCUGAAGGAUAUUGGGGAAGUUUUUUGUGUAAUAGUGAUGUGUCAAAUAAAAGCCACAAAUCGAGGACAGCCAUGAAUCAAGGCGUACAACCUCAAAUAAUUUUUCUUAUCCGUCACUUCAUGUCCACAGACUUUAAAUCCUGAGACUGUUUGUCGCAUUCCCAAUUUUUAACUAAAUUUUAAAAAGUCUCUGCACUGCUUUCAGACUUCUUAUGGUUUGCUGUUCCUCUUAGUGGCCAAUAGGGGGCAUAAGAACAUCAGAAAAGAGACUUGAAACAAUGCUUGAAGUCUGCAUGAAGUUAUACUGUCAUUUGUGUUGCUGUAUGUUUUGCUAAUGCUGUGUCAUGUAUUGCUACGUCCAACACCAAGAGAGAAAAGUGUGUAAUGUUUUAUGAUAAAAUGAGGCUCCCAAAAUAAACCUGUGUGAUGAUGUACCUUUGAA